UUGUACGAACUGCGCAUGUCCGGUGUGUAAAUUUAGUGCUUCGGUAAGCGUCCGCCAUAACGGUCUAAAAAUUCUUAUUGAAUAAGCGUGUUUCGCGUUUUCGUAAUCAGUUUUUUUUGAAGAUAUCCGGUCUCCGUUAAAUAUCGUAAAAAUGGUCGAUAAAAUCGAAAUGAGUCUUGAUGAUAUAAUAAAGUCUAGCAAGGGAAGACGCGGUGGAAAACGCGGCGCCAGAGGGGGCGGCCGUCCCGGAGGAGGUGGAGCACGCCGUGGUACAUUUCGGGGCCAAAAAUCGCCCGGAGGCGUACAAAGAGGUCGUAAUCGUGGCGGAAUUGCGCGGCCGUAUACCAGGGGAGACGUUAACAGUGCGUGGAAGCACGAUUUGUUCGAAGGUUAUGGGCCGAGAAAGGUCGCGGCGGCCGUCGCUCGCGCCGCUCUACAAUCAAAUCUCGGUCCCGCGAAGUUGCUCGUCUCCAAUUUAGAUUUUGGAGUCUCCGAUACGGAUAUACAGGAGCUCUUUGCCGAAUUCGGCCCGUUGAAAAACGCCUCUGUCCAUUAUGACCGCUCUGGCAGGUCUUUGGGCACCGCUGACGUUAUUUUUGAACGCCGAAACGACGCUGUUAAGGCAAUGAGACAAUAUAAUGGGGUUCCGUUGGACGGUCGAGCAAUGAACAUCCAGAUGACAACUUCAGAAAUACCAGUCAUGACAAGAUCGCCUAGAAUUCCAUCAGCCGGUGCCAACAAUGUGGAGAGGAAGCAAUUUAGGAGUCCUAGAGGAGGUGGUCGUGGGCGUCCCAUGAGGGGUCGCGGUGGUGGUGGUAGGAAUCCAAGAAACAUUAAAAAAACUGCACCAACGGCAGAAGAAUUAGACGCUGAAUUGGACGCCUACAGCAAAGAAAUGAAAUAGCCAUUAUAGCCUUAAACUCAAACAUGUCUCAAAUUUAUAUAAAAAAUCUUCUUUUUUACGUGUGAAUUGUAAGAAAGGUGUGUUUUGUUUCAAUUACUCUUUUUUAUUGAUUACUGCAUCUUGAGUUGUUUCGUUUAUUUUUAAAACUGUACUUUAAUUGUAAAUGCGCGUGUGAUGACGCUAGAAUGAUUAUUACAAAAAUGUUUUGAAAAGGGGAAAACAUCCCUUUUUGGACUGUUCAUUUACAUAUUGACUAAUUGUCAAAUUAUUAUUAAUUAAUUCAUUAAGGUUUAGUGUGUAUUAACAUAAGAUUAGAGUUGAAUAAGGGAUGUGUUUUUAAAAAAAUACAUAUUGAUAAAAUAAAAAAGUUUUUUGAGAAA
Messenger RNA from Onthophagus taurus, 1284 nucleotides. It is a transcript of the gene Ref1, whose product is annotated as RNA and export factor binding protein 1. NCBI's taxonomy places the organism in Eukaryota, Metazoa, Arthropoda, Insecta, Coleoptera, Scarabaeidae. The record is from RefSeq and is a predicted model, not a curated record. Gene Ontology annotation, biological process: mRNA export from nucleus. Gene Ontology annotation, cellular component: nucleus. Gene Ontology annotation, molecular function: mRNA binding.